CCUUUCAGAACAAAACCUCAUCCCCAAAGAGAAGGCAGUGAGAGAGGGAGCGAUAUAGAAAACGAGUCUCUUCCUUUAUAAAUCAUCCCAUUUUACAAAUUACAAAAUCUCCCUUUCCCUCUCUAAUUCUCUCUUCUUUGUAUAUAUAUAUAUAUACAGCCUUCUCCUUUUCAAAUCAUUUGAGGGGUUACGAAACCCUAGAUUCGAGACUUGAGAUCUGCAAACUAACGAAAGAGAAUGGCUGAACAAGGAAUGGAAGGGAGUCAACCAGUUGACCUUAUGAAGCAUCCUUCAGGGAUUAUUCCAACUCUUCAAAACAUUGUCUCGACAGUGAACUUAGACUGCAAGCUUGAUCUCAAAUCCAUAGCUUUGCAGGCUCGUAACGCUGAAUAUAACCCCAAGCGUUUUGCUGCAGUAAUCAUGAGGAUAAGAGAGCCAAAGACUACAGCGUUGAUCUUUGCUUCUGGGAAAAUGGUGUGUACCGGAGCUAAGAGUGAACAUUUUUCAAAGCUGGCUGCGAGAAAGUACGCUCGGAUUGUUCAAAAGCUUGGCUUUCCUGCAAAGUUCAAGGAUUUCAAGAUUCAGAACAUUGUAGGGUCUUGUGAUGUCAAAUUCCCCAUUAGGCUUGAAGGUCUUGCAUACUCUCACAGUGCUUUCUCAAGUUACGAGCCUGAACUGUUUCCAGGACUGAUAUAUAGGAUGAAACAACCAAAGAUUGUGCUGCUUAUUUUUGUGUCAGGGAAGAUUGUUAUAACUGGAGCCAAGAUGAGAGAAGAGACUUACACGGCCUUUGAGAAUAUCUACCCAGUUCUUACAGAGUUCAGGAAAAUCCAGCAAUGAUAGUAUCAGGGAAAAGAAAACAUGUUUACGUUUGGAUUGCCAUGAACUAGAGAUCCCGGGCGGUGGCAAGCGCUUGGGUGAGGUUAUUUUCCUUAAACAAAAAGGACUUGGUUUGAUGAUUCAGAUUGAAAAUCAGAAUUUGUAAAUACAGAAUGGAGAUUCCAAUCUCUCUUUCUUUUUUUUUGGUCUAAGUUUCUUCCGAGUAUUGUGUUUCAUGUAAUGUUUGUUUUAGUGAGCAGUACCCAGAUUGUUAAAGAGUAACUUAUAACUUGUCUACUAACUAUGUCUAAUAAGACACCAAGACUGUAAUAAACUCCUUUAGGCCUA
Molecule: messenger RNA, 1167 nt
Organism: Brassica oleracea var. oleracea
Lineage: Eukaryota; Viridiplantae; Streptophyta; Magnoliopsida; Brassicales; Brassicaceae
Product: TATA-box-binding protein 2-like
Exons: 10
Coding region: 238-840 (200 amino acids)
Biological process (GO): DNA-templated transcription initiation
Molecular function (GO): DNA binding; RNA polymerase II general transcription initiation factor activity
Source: RefSeq, a predicted model, not a curated record